This is a messenger RNA of Eurytemora carolleeae, 2910 nucleotides long. RefSeq names its product facilitated trehalose transporter Tret1. Lineage: Eukaryota; Metazoa; Arthropoda; Copepoda; Calanoida; Temoridae. Gene Ontology annotation, biological process: transmembrane transport. Bases 267 to 1496 code for a protein of 409 amino acids. Gene Ontology annotation, cellular component: membrane. Gene Ontology annotation, molecular function: transmembrane transporter activity. The transcript is spliced from 20 exons. The record is from RefSeq and is a predicted model, not a curated record.
AUAUUCGUGAGAUACUGAGUGUUCUGGCGGUCAGCAUUGGCUGCUUUAUACAUGGGACUAGUUUUGUUUGGCCGAUCGUUCUACCAAAGAUAAUCAGUGAUUCCAACUCUUCUCUGGCCAACGUGACCGGCAGCGGGUAUACAGGAUACUCAAUAGAUCCAACCACUGAUGUUUCAUGGAUAGUUAGUAUUUUGGUGUUUGGAAACUUUUUGGGAGGAGUCAUCAGUGCACCACUUAGUAAUACUUUAGGACGUAGGCUGACCUUGAUGCUGGGAGUUGGGGGUAUCUUCGGUCUGUCUUAUAUCCUAGUUUUAACAGCUGUACAGGUUAGCAUGCUGUAUUUGGCUCGAGUUCUCAUGGGAAUAGGAUUAGGAAUAUCUACUUCAGUUUCUACCGUCUAUAUACAGGAUAUAGCUAGCCCUAAGAUCCGUGGCAGUUUAGGGGCUAUACCUUCCGUAGCAGGGGCCCUUGGAGUAUUCUCAUUUCAGAUUCUGAAUGCAUUUAUAACCUGGCGUCAGCUGAAUGUGCUUGGCGCCACCCUAAGUAUUCCAUUAAUCCUGGCGCUAAGCUUCCUUCCCGAGAGUCCAGUUUUUCUAGUUUCCAGGCAAAAAUUGAAAGCUGCAGAAAAGGCUUUGCGAGCUCUAAGAGGUCCAAAUUAUGAUGUACAAAGUGAACUAAAAAGUUUGCAGGCUAGACAAGAUAAAUCAGGAAAAUCUACCAAGAGUAGAAUGUCUUUCGCAGUUCUUAAAGAUAAAGAGGUUUUAAAACGUGUUUUUAUCAGCUGGAUGCUACUUAUCUUAUUAAAUGCUUCAGGUGUUGGUUUGGUAAUGAGUUAUACAGUUCAAAUCUUCCAAUCUGUGAAUAGUUCAGUAGAUGAGUUCGUUGCUACAAUAUAUGUCGGAAGUGCACUUCUAGCAAGCAAUGUUGCUACAGUUUUACUAGCUCAUAAGUUACCUCGAAGAAUUAUGAUGAUGGUAUCUUCUCUUGGUAUUUCUGCAACAUUAGCUAUUCUUGGUUUAUCCUACCAGCUGCAGGACUGGGAGAAACAAUGUAUUGAACUAGGAAAAAUAAGUGCUGAAGGAUGUAGUUACGGAAACCUGGGCUGGUUACCCCUGUGUACCCUGAUGAUCUAUAUAUUUGUUUUCAAUCUUGGUAUCGGAGCAAUGGUCUUCAUCACAAUGGCAGAGAUACUUCCCCCGCAUGCCAGGGAGAUAGGGAUGAGUCUUUGUAUUGCGUUGUCGAGUCCUACAGCCUUUCUUGUUCAGUACUCCUUCCCCUACCUCCUACAGGAGCUUAAGGGACAAGGAGUUUUCUGGUUAUAUUCAUCCCUAUCUCUAGCAGGAUUCGUUUUCAUCACGUUCAUGAUUCCUGAGACCCAGGGUAAAACUGAUCAACAGAUUCAACAACAGAUGCAAUCAAAUCAAUCAGAUAAACUGAACCAGGAAUCUACAGUAUCCAUUGCAGAUCAAAAAGUGGUGCAAAAAUCUACAGUUUAAAUCAGAAACUGGUGCAAAAUUCCCCACUUUAAUCAGAAACGUGCCGAAGUCCCCAGUUAAAUCAGAUACUGGUUCAAAAGUCCCAAGUUAAAUCAGAUACUGGUUCAAAAGUCCACAGUUAAAUCAGAUACUGGUUCAAAGUUCCCAGUUAAAUGAGAAAGUAGUGCAAAAAUCCCCAAUUUAAAUCAGAAACUGGUGCAAAAGGUCCCAAUUUAAACUAGAAAUUCGUGCAAAAGUCCCCAAUUUAUACCAGAAAUUGGUGCAAAAGUCCUUAUAUUUUAAUCAGAAAGUGGUGCAAAAAUCUCCACUUUAGAUCAGAUACUGGUGCAAAAGUCCCCAGUUUAGAUAAAAAAAAUUGGUGGAAAAAUCUUUAGUUAUAAUCAUAAAAUGGUACAAAAGUCUCCAGUUCAGAUCAGAAAGUGGUGUAAAAAUCUCCAAUUUAAAUCAUAAAGUGGUGCAAAAUCUCAUGUUUAAACUGCAAAAAUCUCUUAUUCUCAUUCACAAUCGUUGCAAAAUAUCAUUGUUAAUAUAUAGGCAUACAAUCAAUGGUUUAGAUUUGAUUUUAUCUCGACAUGGAAGCUUUCUGAGGGCAAUCUUUCAAUUUUAUUAUUUAGAAACUGACUUUGAAAUAAUUUGCAACCUGAGGGCAAUCUUUCAAUUUUAUUAUUUAGAAACUGACUUUGAAAUAAUUUGCAACUUAGAAAUUACGGUCUCUGAAUCAAUAAAUGAAUAUUUUUUUAUAACCCCCAUUUUUAGGGCGGAAAAAUUGAACCGUUGUCUAUUUAUAUAUUAUCAAAGUUAUAUUUUUUGAAAAUCUCUCAAACAGAUUUUUCAAAAUCAAUUUUUUUACAUUUUGAUAAAGAAAAAAUUCUAAAACAUUUAAUUUUGAAAACAACGAGACUGAUAUUCCACUAUUCAAGCUUCUUUUUAAAAUAUGGCUGUGCACAACAAAUCGUACAGAGAGUUCCAAAAAAAAUCAAUUCGCAAUCAUUAAAAAGUCACUUUUUUACUUUGUUUUAGAUCGUUAAAGUUCGUCCCUUUUUUCUUUAGCCACUAUUUCUUUUUCACUGAUGGUAUACACCACUGAUCAAAGAUACAAUUUUGAAUUAAUUUAAAUUUAAAUUUGUGAAUUAUUUUUACCAACAUUGAUCAUACCAAAGAAAAGAACAGAUAACAGAUAAGAAAUAAGAAAUAAGAAGAACAGAUAAAAAAUGUCAAAUUUUCAUCAAACAUGGAGCACUGGAGCCAAAUUCAACUUAAAUUUAACUAAGUUAAAUUUUGCUCCGUUGCUCCAACAAAAUGUAUUUGAAGUUUGACAUUUCUUAAAAAGCAAACUUCAAAAAAAAAACUUGUUUGGAACACCUUUUAGUAUAUACUGUACCUUUUUAUACAGGGUAAUAAACAUGGGAAUUAA